UCCCCUGUUUCUCUCAUUCACAUUCAUGGGUUCUGGGCUUCCAGAUCUUGGAUGAUAUCUUUUACCAGCUUCGUCUGGAGGGGGGCUACAGCAAUUUUGGUCUGGGGCAUGGAACCGCUGUGUGAGUUUUGUUGGGCUAUGAUAGCAGUGGUUUACUGCAAGUCAGAUUCUGCUCGUCUCUGCUUGCAUUGCGAUGGCUGUGUGCACUCUGCGAAUUCUCUGUCUCGCAGGCAUUCGCGUUCUCUCCUUUGUGAUAAGUGCUAUUCCCAGCCAGCAGUGAUACGUUGCAUGGAUCAUAAGUUGUCCUCGUGUCAAAGUUGUGAUUGGAACCCGACUGCUUGUUUUGCAGCGGGACAUAGGCGCCUCACGUUGAAUUGUUACAAUGGUUGUCCUUCUUUGUCUGAGUUUUCUAGGAUGUGGUCCUUUGUGUUUGAUGAUAGUUCCUCACAAGCUGGCUGGGAAUCUGUUAGCACUUUUCCAAAAAGUGAUAGCUGCACUAGCCUGGAGCAACCUGAUCACAAUGGUGGUUCCUUUAGUUUGGUGAUUGAGAAGUUGGAUGAAAUUGAAUCUUGUGUCAGAUAUGAACCUUGGAUGGGGCAACCUCACAUCAUUCCUUCAAAUCCAAAUUACACACCGUACUGCAAAGAAGAAGGAUUUUUCCUAGCUCAGGACUCAAACCAGCCAAAGACGCAGGAGUGUACUGAUCGAGGAACUGGUGAUGGGAAUGGACUCUCUGAAGGUCUCAAUGUGGACAGAGCUCCAAUAAAUUUUGAAAGUGCUGAAGAAAUAUUUGGCUGUUCACAAGCUGCCACUAGAUACCCUCUUGAAGAUGGAGGAGUGGACUGUCUAUUGAUGGAUAAAAAAUUAUCAGUCACCGAAUCUAGUUCACUUAUUGAGAGUGCCUUAGAGGCAUCAUCAUCAAUUCAACAAGAUUGUGUGGCUUUUCAGUCAUCUGGGACACGUGGAUCAGUUAGUAUGUUGCAGGUUAUGAACAGUAACACAAACUGUGCACUUAUGAAUCCUAGCAGCACUGGAAACAUCAGUCUGAGAUUUCCUCAGGGUCAAGUUCAUUCAAGCAUACCUCUUCAAUUAGGCAACAUUGUGGGUGAAAAUAGUUCUACUGAAUAUCAAGACGGCGGGAUAUCGCCAAUGUUUCUGCCGGGUGAAAUCCCCUGGGAAUCAAAUUUGGAGGGUACAUGCCCACAAGCAAGGGAUAAGGCUAAAAUGAGAUACAAUCAGAAAAAGAAAACUCGAACGUUUGGUAAGCAAAUAAGAUAUGCAUCUCGCAAAGCAAGGGCCGAUACAAGAAAACGUGUGAAAGGAACAAAGAAGAGCCCAACGUUUGAACAGAUUUCAAAAACAGCAUCACGGUCACUAUGAAUUCAGAUAAACACACGGGGCCUACAUUUGCUUCCUUGCUUUAAGAGGAGAUGUACAUAGUUAUCCACACCUGAAUUUGAAAGGUGAGACACUGUUAUGUGUAAACACCGUCUAGAAUAAAAGGAAAACUGGUGUUUGGCAAGCAACUAUAGUCAACCUCACAUUGAAAGGUGAGACACUGUUAUGUGCAAACGCCGUCUAGAAUAAAAGGAAAACUGGUGUUUGGCAAGCAACUAUAGUCAACCUCACAUUGAAAGGUGAGACACUGUUAUGUGCAAACACCGUCUAGAAUAAAAAAGAAAACUGGUGUUUGGCAAGCAACUAUAGUCAACCUCACAUUUCUGCUGUCAGUUUGGUCCUUCCUCAAAGAGAUCCUUCACACGACAAUAUUCUGUCAUCCUAAGCCAUUGUUCAAGAACAACACCUAUCAAAAAAAUUCUUCAAGAACAACACCUACACCAUAAUUUGGAACCUCUUCGUUUCUCCCAUUUUCAUCAGAUUAGGGAGCACGAUCACCUAUGGAUUGAGAUGCCAUUGUUCUUGACUUGCUGGAAGCCAGUUUCACAUUGCCUCAACUAUUUUAUUGCUUCUAUGACUCUAUUUUCAGAGGAUGAUUGUUUAAGUUACUUCUCCAUUAUUUUCGGUCUUUCUAUCUGCCUUUUCAUGGUAUGGUGCAGAAGUACUGAAAUACAAUAAAUUUUCUCAUCAUAAUA
Vigna radiata var. radiata (mung bean) is the source of this 2093-nucleotide messenger RNA. RefSeq names its product zinc finger protein CONSTANS-LIKE 12. Gene Ontology annotation, molecular function: zinc ion binding; protein binding. The transcript is spliced from 7 exons. The record is from RefSeq and is a predicted model, not a curated record. The coding region runs from base 52 to 1380 and encodes 442 amino acids. Lineage: Eukaryota; Viridiplantae; Streptophyta; Magnoliopsida; Fabales; Fabaceae.